Molecule: messenger RNA, 549 nt
Organism: Acaulospora colombiana
Lineage: Eukaryota; Fungi; Glomeromycota; Glomeromycetes; Diversisporales; Acaulosporaceae
Source: the annotation of a GenBank genome assembly
AUGAACGACGCCAAACUUGGCAAAAUUUGGGACGAAGAACCUCUUGUGGUACUAGUGGGUGUCGGAACAGCGCCCUCUUCGCAAUCAAGUGGGGGUGUGUCCGGGCGAACCUCUCGGAACACAGGUCUCGGAAUCACCACGAGAGAGCAGAAAAAAAAAAGCAUCCUCGCGAUUCCAAAGAUUGCAGACAUUGCAGUAGCGCCAGAUUACGACGCGAAAACUCUCGAGUGGAAAAUGACGCCCAACGCCGCGGACAACGACCGACAGCGCAGACAACAUGUCCGGGGUCUGUGGAGAGCGUCCUGGACCCGCCAGAAGGUGUCCAAGAAAUUUCUUGAACGCCUAUUUUCCAGAGGGCCUUCGCUCGGCUCGCAGUCGUCCUACAGACGGGGUGAAUUGGGCGCGGUUAUCCGCCUAGGCGGUGAGAAACACGAAAGCGCAUCCGUCGGAUACAGCUCGCCCACUCGAAAGAAGUCCACAAAAGGGAUUAGCAUAGCUCAGAGCACCAAGAGACGUCUUGGGAGACCCGAUUUGGAGCACCGGAGAUGA